Molecule: messenger RNA, 3879 nt
Organism: Plasmopara halstedii
Lineage: Eukaryota; Oomycota; Peronosporomycetes; Peronosporales; Peronosporaceae
Product: kinesin-like protein
Exons: 6
Coding region: 1-3879 (1292 amino acids)
Biological process (GO): microtubule-based movement; mitotic spindle organization
Molecular function (GO): microtubule binding; microtubule motor activity; ATP binding
Source: RefSeq, a predicted model, not a curated record
AUGACUGCCGAUCGAAGUCGUCCGGAACGUAUUGAAGAGCAGGACUCGGUUCAAGUCUGUGUGCGCAUACGACCGCUUACGUCAAAAGAAAAGCAAGAGCAACUCAAGAGUUGUAUUCGAUUCGCGUCAUCUUUUCACGGCUUAUCAUCUACUUCUGAUUCCUUUCAUGGUCCUCAACAGCUAAUUGUUGGAAAGGAUCGCGCUUUUACUUUUGACAAUGUGCUUGGUGUUACAAGCUCUCAAGCGGACACUUAUCAUAAAUGUGUGGCGCCGUUGGUCCAAGGAUUUUUAGCUGGCUAUAAUGCCACUGUAUUGGCUUAUGGCCAAACAGGAACGGGAAAAACGUAUACAAUGGCUGGAGCUGGUUUAGAUGCUAGGGGCCGGGAAAAGACAGGAACCUUGCAGGGCAUUAUUCCAAGGGUGAUCACGGCGGUCUUUGAGAAGUUACAAUUGGAAGAAGAAAGUAGCGAUAAUCAACAUCGAUGUGACCACACUUUGCGAGUAGAAUAUGUUGAAAUUUACAACGAAGAGCUUCGAGAUCUGCUUCAUCCCGAGACUUUGUCUAAGCAAUUAGCAAUUCGUGAAGACGGUGAAGGAAAUAUCGUGGUUGCUGGUGUCAAAUCGGAACCCGCUGAUUCAAAAGAGGCUGUUUUUCGACAUUUUAUUGUCGGAGGCACAUCGCGUGUGACUGGCAGCACGCUGAUGAACGAGCUUUCAAGUCGGUCACACGCCAUUUUCACGCUAUUGCUCGAGCAGCGUGAUGCUAAAUCAGGAUUGAGACGUUUCUCAAAAUUUCACCUUGUUGAUUUGGCGGGCUCUGAGCGCGCAAAACGUACAGGUGCUGUAGCUAAUCGCUUUAAAGAAUCCGUGAGCAUCAAUCAGGGGCUUUUAGCACUGGGAAAUGUGAUCAGUGCGCUUGGAGACGAUAAACGCCGAGUUGGAACUGCUGGUGGCUCUAUUCACGUACCGUAUCGAGACUCUAAGCUGACGCGUUUGUUGCAAGACAGUUUAGGAGGAAAUUCUCGCACGCUUAUGAUUGCUUGUGUCAGUCCAGCUAGUGUGAGCUUUGAAGAGACUUUAAACACACUGAAGUAUGCGAAUCGAGCGAAAAAUAUAAAAAACAAACCAAUUGUCAAUGACCGUGUUGCUAGUGAGGAAGAGCGUUUGCUCAAUGACAAGGCUAUGACACGCAUGAAAGAGGAGAUUGCAAACCUUCAAACACAACUUCAGUUGCAGAAGACAAUGACGCCGUCGUCAGAUUUGUUAUCACAAACACAUCUGUCGAAUUUGGACCACGAGAGAAGCACAGAAAGUGAGCAUGAGCUGGCAAAGGUAAGUUGUCAGCUUGGACAUGCCAUCAAGUGUGUGACGUUGUAUGAAGAUGCCGUGGAAAGUAUGCGUUCAUACUCAAGGGAAGCGGCUACACUACUGGUGGUGAUGGAGCGCGAGAUCAAGUCGUUAGGACGUCCAGUUCAGCAACGGCUAAAUGAGAUCGUGAAGCUAUUAAACACAUCAAUCCAGACAGCAAACUGCAGCGUUCUCGGCGCUAGAAAACUGCUGCCCUCACCAUCGCAGCGACUUGCGCACGAACAUGAUUCAACCACAACUUCUCAACAGGAGCCCGAAUCGAUCGUAGUCCAGCAACUCCGUCAUGAACUCAGGGAAGCCAAAACCAAUCUGACACGUGACGAAGAGAUUUUCGAGAAAAAGAAUGCUGAUAUCAAAAAACAGCAAGCACUUUUAUUAGAAGCCAAAUGUAAGAAUGAGAAACUCAUUCGGCGUGUGCAGGAGCUUGAGCGAGGCGGUCAGAUGUGGUCCAACAGUGAAGGUAUCGGUUCGGGUCACAGCAAUGAACAGGAAAGCUCAAGCCGUACAAACACUCCGUCCCCUGGUGGCCGAAGCUCUCGCUCGUCCUUAACAAGUCGCAGUUCGCGUGGGCUUUUUUCUCGCUGUGCAAGCAGCACUGCAUACAGCAGAGAUGACGACAAGGUGGUUAUGGACACUGACAAUGAACCAAUCGAAGAAUCUCGCUAUCCAUCUGUAUCUGCACCACGGAAAUCGAGAAACGGAGAUGCUACGGGAAGUUCGCGUGGUAGUAUUAGAGGUAGCCACUUGUCAGACCAUCGACUUAAAACAAGCGACGCGAUUAAAAAGCUCGAGAGCACUAUCACAGCACUUCAACAGAAAUUGGAAGAGCUGCAAAAGAAGAAUGAGGAGCUGCUGGACGCCCGCGAAGAAUCGACCAGGCGCUGGGCUUUGGAACGGCAGACCUACGAACGUCAACUUAGCGAGGCUGAACACUCGGUCGAGACGCUAAAGCGUGAGAACCAAACAUUUGAACACUCUGUGGUUGACGAUGCUUGUAGAGAAGCUAAGGACUCAAAGUCGAGGUACUCUAGCUCGUCAGUGCCAUGUCGUAGUCCGACAAAAGCUCGUGAAGAAACAGACGCAGCAGAAGUGAAGAGGUCGGAGCGGCCUCUGACUGCCAGGAAAUCUUUCGUUAAGGAGUCAAUUAACAAGGAGACUCUAUUCGCUGCCUUUGAAAGCAGUGUCAAUCAGCUAAUUGAGUAUCAUACGACUCGACGUGAAGUGGUUCAUUUACUAAAGGAAAAGAAAGUGGCUGAACAGAGCAGAAGUGAAGCGACACGACGUGUAAAUGCGCUUGAGUUACAAAAACUGCGUCAGAGCGUAAGUGUACGCGAAAGUAUUUCGGAUCUGUCUGAGUCACUUCGUGCGCUUGAUGAACGAAUGCUGGUGGAAAGUAAGUCGCUCGGAGAGCUGGAGCGACUAAAAAAAUUACGAGCUCGUGCAGAGCAAAAACUAGACAAACUUCGUCAGCGAGAAGAACAGGCCGAUUUCUUGGAUACAGAAGCUCAGCAAGAACUUCAGGAUCUUGAAGAGUUGAUUGUAGACUUGGACUCGCACAUUGCGUUCCAAGAUGCAGAGUUGGCAGCUGCACGAAACGAUUUAAUGGCAAUGAAGCAACGCUCGGACGCUGCAAAUACAAAGUCUCCCCUUAAGAGUCUUGCACACCAGCUUGUGAAGCAACUCAAGCUUGACAAAGAUGACGAUACAGAUGCUGUAGCUUCCGUAAUGACUAAAUGUCUGGACGAACUCGCUCGACUGAGGAUGCGAGUGAGUGAUAUGGAUAGUGAAGUUCAUGAAUUGCAAGGAUUGCUCAAUGAGCGUGAGGCAGUGAUAAAUCAGCUGGAAAGUGGUUUGGCGGUAGCUCGUACCGAAUUUGAUCGACGACUAGCCACACAACAACAAGAGAGUGCAGAAGCCCUGGAGCAGAUGAAAAGGAUGCAACCACAAGUUCUUGUGCCGACCAACGAAGCGAACGGAGAAAGUGACAGUGAGUGGCAGAAGCUCAUCGUGCGUUGUCAAAAGAAGGAUGAAUACAUUGCCGACCUGGAGAAGCACGUGGUGUUUUACAAAGCGAAGGCUAAACAGAUGCAAGCGCAACUACAACAACUGAUUCGGUACUCAACGGAGCAGCAACAAUGUUCUGAAGAUGAAAACUAUGAUAGUGAGAGAGAACGGCAGUUGCAACGUCGCAUCCAGCAACUUGAGGAUGCAAACGAUGAGCUAAUGAAGGAUCUAGCGACUGCCAAGGUUUAUUUGCGAGCCUCUCAAAGUCGGGCUAGCACUAGCAAAGAAUGUUUACAAGCCAAAGUGGUUCGUGUCUCUCGAAGUAAUCUACGAGCUGCUAAAAGCUUGAUUUCAAUAUCGGAGCUUAAAGAUGGCGGUACUCCAAAUGCUCGCAAAGUCAAAGACAAGUUGCAAGCUCUAGGACGAAAAAAAUUACAAUCCUCUGCUGCACUGAGCAUUUCUCUCGAAUCCGUUCUACUCAGCUUGAAUGCACUGGCCUUUAGAUAG